Messenger RNA from Lasiodiplodia theobromae, 939 nucleotides. RefSeq names its product C6 zinc finger domain-containing protein. The record is from RefSeq and is a predicted model, not a curated record. Gene Ontology annotation, molecular function: DNA-binding transcription activator activity, RNA polymerase II-specific. NCBI's taxonomy places the organism in Eukaryota, Fungi, Ascomycota, Dothideomycetes, Botryosphaeriales, Botryosphaeriaceae. The coding region runs from base 1 to 939 and encodes 312 amino acids. Gene Ontology annotation, biological process: regulation of transcription by RNA polymerase II. The transcript has a single exon.
AUGCACGGAUUGCUCGCACUGUCGGCACUGCACCUGGCCUACCUGCACCCAGACCGCAAGCGCGAGUACGCGGCCAAGUCAGCGCGGCAUCAAGACGUAGCCCUCUCGCGCCUGCGCAACGGCCUGUACGAGAUCACCGAGCAAAACUGCUUCGAGCACUUCCUCCUCGCCUACCUCGUCAUCCUCCUCACCUUCUCCUCCAUCGGCAACCCGCUCGACGACGACGACAACGACAACACCGCCAGCCCCGACCAAGCCACCCCACGCCGCUACGCCCCGCUCGACAUCCAGGAGCUGGCCCAAUCACUCUUCCUAGGCCAAGGCAUCAUCAACAUGAUCUCCUCGCCCGAAACCUGGACCUGGAUGAAGCGCGGCCCCAUCGGCGGCUUCUUCCAAGUCUCGCACCCAACACCCACGCCCUCCAACCUCGGCACCGACCGCGCCGGCACCUUCGCCCACCGCAUCGCCCGCCUGCACGACGACGUCGUGUGCCAGAUGGGCGGGUCCCCCGGCGACGCGAAAGUGCGCGCGUCGUGCCUGAUCGCGUGCGACGGCCUGCGCCGCGCCUACGGCGCCGUCCUGCUCAACGGCCUCGGCCGCCGCGAGGCCACGCCCGUCUGGCUGUGGCUGACGCUGCUGCCGCCAGACUUCCGCGAGCACGUCGCCAGAGCCCAUCCCGUCGCGCUGCUCGUGCUGGCGCAUUACGCGGCGCUCGUGAGGUGCUUCGAGGACCGCUGGUACCUCGCCGGCUGGAGCGGCCGCGUCUUCGCUGCCGUCGACGACGCGCUGGAGAAGAGGCGGGAUGAGGAGGAGUCUGGAGGUCAGUGGUGGCGCGCGUGGUUGGAGUUCCCGAGGAAUUGGGGCCCCGAGCAGCUGGAUGAGGCUAUCAGGGAGAGUGAGGAGCGGGGGGACCACCUAAGGGACGUGUGGGAGAGAUGA